Vigna unguiculata (cowpea) is the source of this 2433-nucleotide messenger RNA. Its product is annotated as Guanylate-binding family protein. The record is from RefSeq and is a predicted model, not a curated record. NCBI's taxonomy places the organism in Eukaryota, Viridiplantae, Streptophyta, Magnoliopsida, Fabales, Fabaceae. Gene Ontology annotation, molecular function: GTPase activity; GTP binding.
GAAUAGCAACUCCGAUUGGGCCUUCCUUUGUACACGGUCUUCGUUUAACCGGUGAGAAAGAAAACGUUUCCCCUUCUGCAGGUCUUGCUUCAGAUCCCAAUUUUCCAACACAUUCUUCCCUUGGUCAUGAAUAAUACCAUUGCUUCAACCCUCCAACUUCAUUCUCCUUCACCUUCCUUCAGAUUCCGCAGAUAGAGCCGCACACGAAGAGACACAACUUUCUCUCUCUCUGCAUUAUGGAUUCUCCCUUUCCGCUUCUGCUUCUGCUCUUCCUCUGCCUCUCUCCCAUUCCUUCAUUCUCCAUUGAGAAUUUCCACCAAGCCUUUCCCAUUGUGGAACCUGAUCCUGGUCACACAAAACUUCGUCUUUCAAGAGAAGGUUUGGAGGCUAUCGAGAGAAUAACCAACCCCAUUGCUGCAGUGGCGGUGAUUGGGCCGUAUCGUUCUGGAAAAUCUUUUUUGCUUAAUCAACUUCUCUCUCUUUCUUGUUACGAAGGAUUUGGUGUUGGGCACAUGCGUGACACCAAGACAAAAGGAAUAUGGGUUUGGGGAACACCUAUAGAUUUGGACAUUAAUGGAGUAAGAACUUCUGUCUUUUACCUUGACACCGAAGGAUUUGAAAGUGUGGGGAAGUCCAAUGUAUAUGAUGAUCGGAUAUUUGCUCUGGCAACUGUCUUGAGUUCUGUGCUUAUAUAUAAUUUGCCUGAGACGAUACGUGAAGCUGACAUCUCUAGACUCUCUUUUGCGGUCGAGCUAGCUGAAGAAUUUUAUGGGAGAGUGAAGGGUCAAGAUGUUGCAUUUGAACCUGCUAAGCUGUUAUGGCUCAUCCAACGUGAUUUUUUACAAGGGAAAUCGGUCCAAGAAAUGGUGAAUGAAGCUCUCAAAAGAGUCCCCAAUACUGAUGGGAACAAAAAUAUUGAUGUGGUCAAUCAAAUCCGAGAUUCAUUGGCUGUUAUGGGUGACAACAGCACUGCCUUUAGCUUACCGCAACCACAUCUUCAGCGGACAAAGCUUUGUGAUAUGAAGGAUAUGGAGCUCGAUCAAUUAUAUGUCAAGAGAAGGGAGCAAUUGAAAGAGCUUGUUGCUAGCAUAAUCUCUCCAAAGAUUGUACAGGGAAAGACUCUAACUGGAAAGGAGUUUGUCUCCUUUUUAGAGCAGAUACUUGAAGCCUUGAACAAAGGAGAAAUUCCAUCAACAGGCUCUCUCGUUGAGGUUUUCAACAAGAAUAUUCUUGAGAAAUGUCUGAAGUUAUACAGUGAAAAGAUGGCAACGGUAGUUCUACCUCUUACUGAGGAAUCUCUGCAAGGGGCCCAUAAUAGGACUAAAGAUGAAGUCCUGCAAGUUUUUGAUCAGCAGCAUUUUGGUCGUCACCAUGCAAAGAAAUCAGUUGUGCAGCUGGAUGAAGAAAUCCAACAGGUGUAUAAGCAUGUUGUUGUGCAAAAUGAGCUUCAAUCUUCAAAGCUGUGUGAAGGUCUGUACACCAGAUGUGAGGACAAAAUGGAUCAACUUCAAGUUCUCAAACUUCCUUCCUUGGCAAAAUUUAAUGCAGGUUUCCUGCAAUGCAAUAAUAGUUUUAAGCAUGAAUGUGUUGGACCUUCGAAAGCAAAAUAUGAGCAACGCAUGAUGAAGAUGUUGGGGAAGUCUCGGUCUCUGUUUAUAAAGGAUUACAACCAAAGACUCUUCAAUUGGUUGGUGGCCUUCUCUCUAGUUAUGGUAGUGAUUGGCCGCUUUUUUAUAAAAUUCAUUUUGAUUGAAAUUGGAGCAUGGGCACUCUUCAUAUUUUUGGAGACAUACACAAGAAUGUUUUGGUCAGCAGAGGCACUUUACUAUAACCCAGUUUGGCAUUUCAUAGUUGCAACUUGGGAAACUGUGGUUUACAGCCCUGUCCUGGAUCUUGACAGAUGGGCUAUUCCUAUAGGUGCAGUGCUGUUUUUGUUUAUUCUUUAUUGGCGGUGUUUUGGGAAAAGGAAACAUGGUUCCCAGUGGCUAUUACCUUUAUACAGAAACAAUAAAAAUGGUUCUAAUCGACCACGAACAGACUAAAUCUGUGAUGAUGGUUGCAGUUAGCGGCGUGUUUCAAGAGUUUGGCAUGCUGCUCUGCAAUUUGUUGUUCUAUAUGGCGAGCUAUUUAUUUUAUUUUUACUUGGAGCUCGCUGGCCCCUUCAUCUCGAAAAGGUUCUUCUGCCGACUGUAAAAAAAGGUGAACCGAGGGUGACUGACCUCUAAAGUAACUUCUACGACUUUGGCCCCUCACAGAUGUUCUUUGUUGCCACAAUGGCACUGUAUCUGAUUUUAUUUCUGUAUCAUUUCCCAAUUACUUAUAUAGGAUUGUAGAGUAAAUUACAUGUUAUAUACAAUGUGCUGUGCCACAAUCAUGUGUUGUCGUGUAAACUGGUAAAUUUAAAGUAGAAAGGAAAAAAUGUUUAUUCUUUUU